Molecule: messenger RNA, 879 nt
Organism: Chenopodium quinoa (quinoa)
Lineage: Eukaryota; Viridiplantae; Streptophyta; Magnoliopsida; Caryophyllales; Amaranthaceae
Exons: 3
Coding region: 1-879 (292 amino acids)
Source: RefSeq, a predicted model, not a curated record
AUGUUGGAGGGAUUAAACUUGCUACAUGAAGCUCUUGAAGUUGCGAAGAAACAAUUAGAGGAACUUCAGAAAAAGUGUGACAAGGUUCCACCCACGAAAAAUAAACCCAGGAGAGAGUUCACUCCCAUGGGAAUGACCUAUGAUACUACUUUUGAUCGCUUCUGGUGCAUGGUCAAGAUUGACUUGAGGAAGGCCUAUGACUCUGUUGAAUGGCCCUUUUUGCAUACUGUUUUAGAAGAGCUUGGUUUCCCUCAUUCUGUUGUGAAGUGGAUUAUGACUUGUGUCUGUUCUAUUUCUUACUCUGUGAUGUACCUAUCUAGGUGCCUUAAGGAAAUGACUGGGAAUCCUAACUUCAAUUUUCAUCCUAGAUGUGAGAAAUUAGGUAUUACCCACAUGAUGUUUGCUGAUGAUCUUCUCCUUUUUUCUAGGGCUGAUUUCGUCUCUAUUCAGCUUCUCUUGCAGGCUUUCCAGAAAUUCUCUUGUGCUUCUGGUCUGAUGGCUAAUUUAAGUAAGAGUGAGGUUUAUUUUGGAGGCAUCUCUGAUUUUGAUAAAGAUCAGCUGCAAACGUUUCUUGGUAUGAGUAGAGGUAGUUUGCCUUUUAGAUAUCUUGGGGUGCCUUUGUCUUCUAAAAAGCUUACUGUUGCUCAAUAUAGGCCUUUGGUUGAAAGGGUUACUGCUAGGAUUGGAUGCUGGACUUCUAGACACUUGUCUUAUACUGGUAGGUUACAGCUUAUCAAAAGUGUUCUCUUUGGUAUUCAGGCUUAUUGGGCUCAGAUUUUCAUUCUACCUAAGAAGAUUCUUAGGGAAAUUGAAACUAAGUUAAGGAUUUUUCUUUGGACUAGGAAGAACACUUAUGCAAAAAAGGCCCCUGUCUCCUAG